UCCGUAAUUCAUUCAUGACCUUGAAUGCCUUUCUCAUGUGAGAGGGGUUGACUGUCACUGUGCGCUGGUCCUUUUCAUCCUCAGCUGCCUCAGAGGAUCGGGAACUCUGCUUAAUGCUCUCCUCCUCCAUGGUGCGGAGCGGCCGGGCUCAGCGCCCCGGGCCCGGCAUGGCUGCGAGCGGCCCCGGGCCGCGUCCUCCGGGCGGCUGCCGAGCGACGCGUCCCCGGCGCGCCCCGCCGCAGCCACUGCAGCCCGCGCCGCCCUCCUCCUCCUCCUUCUCCUCUCCCUCCUCUCCUCCUCCUCCUCCUCCUCCCCCUGCUCGCUCGCCGCUCGUCUCCGGGCAACAGCAGCGGCGGGGGCGGCCGCAGCUCCGCCCGGCCCGGCCCGGCGCUGGGGCAGGCCCCCGGAGCAGGUGGGGGAGCCGGGAGGCCUCAGGCUGCCCUCAGCCCGCCGCUGGGUUCCACACGGAGGUAGCGGCGGGGGGGGCUCUGGUAAGGCCAGGAAUAGCCUCCAGCCCAGCCGGACGUGGUUCUUGUACAAAUGGAGUGCUGGCACGCUGGAGGAGAGAUUCCAGGAGUGUGGGCGGCCUGGUACAGGAGGUAGCGGAGCAGCCGAGGGAUCGCAGCUCUCUGGGCAGUGCUCUGGGGACGCGCUCCGCUCCCUACCCUCGCUGGAAGAAACCACAGGCAAGCAACGAGGGCUGUCCUCAAAACUUCCCAUCUUCUCCUUUCCUACAUGAACAGCAGCCCCGCUUCACAUCAUUUCCAGUUUUGCCAAUGAUGAUGAUAAUCCAGAUAAUGGGGAGGCUUCUGGAUUUGGGCCUUCUACGAAGUCCACAAUCUACCAGGCCAAACGCUUGCUGCUGUGUAGGGAAUGUGGGCCCUUCUAAAUUGCAGGUGCUGUGCAGCCUGAAGGACUGGGCCCAGACUUGCUGUUCUUACUUUCAUCAGUAUAAACAGAGGGACUUUUGCAUAUACUUUUUUUUUCAUUUUAUUAAAAUAAUUUCCUCAAUCUUAUUCUGCUACAAUGAGGCCCUAGAGGUUAAUUAUAAAGACAAGAAACAAUUGCUUUCUUCAUUACUUUUCCAUUUACAAGAUGUGCUUGUGCAGUGGAAAGAGAUAAGAAAACCCGAAACACCUGGAGGCUAAAGGACUUUAUCAAAGCUGCAUGGGGAUGGAGAGUCAAGAGUCCUGCUGUUUAAACACCAUUUGGCAGUCCUCCCACAAACAGAAGAAAUACAAGGCCAUGAAGUCAAACCUCAUACAGGUUUCAGGUAAAAGGAAUGAUUCCUGCAUUUCCUUUUGAGAAUCCUGUUAAACUAAUUGGUUUAACACAUUAGAUCCUCAAGGACUUCCCAAGUGUCCGUGCAGUCUUACAGUCCUGAUGCACAACGUGCAAAACUAUAAGACAAGUUCAAAUCAGAGAAAAGGCAGCAAUACUAAAAAUAGUAGUAAUUUAUCUAGAAAAUGAGGGCUGGAACUUGUUUCCAUUGAAUAAGUCCCUUGACAGUCAUAAAACGUUCAAAUGCAAGAGCAAGUCCUGCAAUUGCUGCCAAAUACCUGUCUAUUUCUAUUAACACAGUUAUUUAAUAACAAAAUAAUAUGCUUUCACUAUAAAAAUCUACACUUCAAUCAACAGCCCAGGGUACGAGGCACAUAGGGUGCACCAAAACAGCAAACCUGCUUUGUCCAGCCAACACUGUGCUCUACAAAUGCCCACAGCAAACACAGGAAGGUAAAUCCCAGCAACAGGAAAGAGCAAACCAGUGAAUAGUCACAGCUGCGAUGGAAAAAAUGCACGUUCCAGUAAUCAGAGAUUACCUUUAUAGUAGCCUCACAAAAUAAUCGUGCCUGGAUAACACCACAAUGUAAACAUUUUUGGCUUGUUUUUAAAUACAAAGAAUGUUAUCUUGAAAAAGAAGCUUUUUAAAAGGAAUUAACAGCACUUGAUGGGUGGAAUUGUUCAAAAAAAAAUCCUACUAGGAAGAAUUUAGGACUAUUUGGGAUAUCUAAUCUAUU
This is a messenger RNA of Cygnus olor (mute swan), 2018 nucleotides long. RefSeq names its product translation initiation factor IF-2-like. Bases 114 to 1148 code for a protein of 344 amino acids. The transcript has 3 exons. The record is from RefSeq and is a predicted model, not a curated record. Lineage: Eukaryota; Metazoa; Chordata; Aves; Anseriformes; Anatidae.